AUUUUUACAAAAUUCCAUGGACGCUUUGACAUGCAAAAUAUGACUGAAUGAGUAUGAUAGAAUUGAUUUUACUCCGGUCAAUUUACCUGAUUGAGGGCACUCUCUUUGUAGGACCUGAGAGGUUGCACUGAGAAUGAGAAAUCCUAUCAAUAGCAAGUGCCCAUUUUGAAAAAAAGUGAUUAUGUGUGAACCUGUUCCAAACUAUGCGCUUUUGGAUGUCAUCGACUCGAUUCAACCUCCAGAAGAGUUAAUAACUAUCAAAAUAGGGCGUGUACCUCAUUUAAUAGAUGUUGUGUCUCUCAAAGACCUUUACCUGAAUAAAUUUCCCAGUGGGAAAAAUAUUGAGAAGGUUACUUUUGAAGAUGAUCCGCAUUCUUCUUUCUUCUGCUCUCCUGAGCCAUGAGAAGAGAAAAUAGUCACAAUUGAGUACAAAUCUGAGAAUAAAAACGAAGUCAUUAAAUCUUUGGAUGGAAAAAUAUUUUCAAUUUUUAACGAAGACAUGCAUCUGAUGUUGAACGUGUGUAGCACUGAAAACAAGUUCUUACAUCCAGACGUGAAGAAAAUUCUCAAAGCAAAGGGAUAUGACAUGGUCAUGCUGAUUCCUUCUCGACCAGCCUUAGGCUAUGACCUUGCUAUAAAGAUGGAGUUCGAAGAAAUGGCUAUUUCCUGCCCAUGGAUGAAAGAAAUCAAAAGUUUAGUUGAAAAAACAAGCCAGCUUAUUUCUUGUGAUAGGCGGAUUUACUACAUCCUUCAUUUCCUUGACCAAGAAUUACUCUCAGAUGCUUAUGUGAAAUUGUCUCGAUAUAAAGAUAUAAAACUAGAUGGGAAGUACAACUUUCUCCCAGUCAAGAACAACAUGAACAUCCUAAAGUUAGAGAUGGAGGUGGAUUAACUCUUUCUAUGUGCCUAAA
Messenger RNA from Moneuplotes crassus, 911 nucleotides. The record is from the annotation of a GenBank genome assembly. Lineage: Eukaryota; Ciliophora; Spirotrichea; Euplotida; Euplotidae.